Molecule: messenger RNA, 6853 nt
Organism: Patella vulgata (common limpet)
Lineage: Eukaryota; Metazoa; Mollusca; Gastropoda; Patellidae
Product: formin-2
Exons: 21
Coding region: 390-3476 (1028 amino acids)
Biological process (GO): actin nucleation; actin filament network formation; cortical actin cytoskeleton organization
Cellular component (GO): cytoskeleton; cytoplasm; actin filament
Molecular function (GO): actin filament binding; microtubule binding
Source: RefSeq, a predicted model, not a curated record
AGUAAAAGAAGAUGGCGGACACCUGUCAAAAAAUUUCCAAAAACUUUUUAAAAUCUGUAUUUGUCCUUCUGCUUACAAAACAAAUCAAUCUUGUGAAGUCUGCGCCAGUUACUGUGCUGUACAUGUAAGCAAUUAACAAUUAGCAUGAGAAAACAUCUGAAUGGAAUAGCCUUUUAGAAAAAAUUUGUUUAUAAUCGAUGUCUUCCAAGUAGUGUGUACCAAUGUAUAAAAAAUUAGGCCUACAGACUAAUAUUUUUGAUUACAUUGGCCUUCAUCAUGCACGUUAAAAAGAUAUUACGUGAACAUUUUAUGAUGUGAUUCUAUUCUGGCUUUUUUGUGUGAAAUCUGUGAUAAAAACACAUUCCAUUCAUUUACAUACCAAAUUAAAAAUGGCCGACAACGAAGCAUUCCAACCAGUCAUGAUUGGCGAUUCCAUUGAUUUCCUUUCUCCGUCCAAAUGUGGAGAAAAACGUGAGAGUCGGGAUGUCGAUUUGGUGCCAAAACAUUCAGGGCGAAUCGGCUGCCCUGAAACAGAAAAUAUUGUAAAAGAAGCAACGGAUAAACUGACCAAUUUAGAAAUAUCAUCUAGUUCCCCCUCAAGAAAGUCUCCAUCAAAUCGUAGCCAAUCUGUUAGUUUGGAUGACCCGCCUCCGUUACCUAAAAGACUACCACCCAAGUCAAGCCGAUCUCUAGACUUUGCAAGUGGAUCACGCUGUGUUGUCACCGAUUUGGAUCAGGCAAUGCAGCAAAUGGAUGAACAAAAGCUUCAAGCAUUAUUUGGAGAAAACAUGCCAAAAUCGUCACAGGAGGAAAAUCGUUCGAGUAUAUCGGGCAAGUCAUUAGAGGAGGACGACGGGGAGCUAGAAACAGAUCUAGAUGAAGUUCUUGUGGAUUUUAAACAGUCUCCAAAAGUUAUUACUAAUGUCCAGGCCUCCCAGCCGCGACUAGAAACUAAAUCUACAAAGAAUCCUGACGCUAAAAAGAAAGAUUACUACAUGCCCACUGUGAAUUUAGAAGAUGCAGUAAAAUGGCCAGAAAAUAUACCUCGAAUUCUUAGAUUUGGACAAAAAGAAGUUUUUGAAGGUCAGACGUUAGUUCAUUGGUUUAGUUCUGCUAUUGACAGCCAGCAUUAUCUGCACAUGGUUUUAACGAAACAUGAUAUUAGAGUUAUCUUCUCCCAAUUCUGUACUUACUUACUUGGCGCUGGAGUUUUACGGGAGAAAGAUCCAGGACCACUCCAUUCUAUAUAUAAGGGCAGUAACAUGUAUUAUUGGGCCCACCUGGAACCAACAACAGGAAGUCAUCACCUGGAACUGGCCCCUACUAAAUUGACCCCAAUGUGGCCCCCGCCCAGUUCAGUUGAAGAAGAAGUCAAACCUGGAUUAAAAUACACAGAAGCAGAUCAUCAGUCAGCGAUGGUACAGAUACGUCAACAAUAUAAAGAUGAUUUUGAUAAAUUAAAGGAAGAACAUCAGUGUGAACUAGACAAGGUCAAGGACGAUUACGUCAAGAAGAUAAAAGAAUGUACUGAAAGAAUUUUACUGUUACAAAAAGAAGUUGAACAUUAUCAAGUUUUAGCGGGAAUCGAAAAAUUAACACAAAAUGCAUUAUCUGAAGCGAAUGCUGCAAGUCAAGAGGAAGGUCAAAGGUCAUCACAAAAUGGUUUCGCUGGAUCAGAAGAAAGGAGAAACGAAAGAAUGAUUUAUGUGACGGGAACACCGAAUAAUUCAGCCAGUUAUAACGAUCAAUUGAUUACGCCUGAGUGUGUGCGCGAUGGAUCAAGUUACCCAGCAUUCACCUCCCCGGAUGAUUAUCUAUCCCCGUUACAUCCACCACAAGAACUCGUUCCGACACCAAAGAAACAGAACUCUUGUAACGAGUUACCAGGCGGGCCGGUUGUAUCUCCAUUAGGAAAUGUUGUUCAUGCCCCACCCCCUCCCCCUGGAGCUCCUCCAUUACCUGGUAAUAUGAACCCACCACCACCACCUCCUCCUCCCCCUCCAGGUAUGGGUCCACCCCCACCCCCUCCACCGCCUCCUGGAAUGGGGCCACCUGCUCCUCCCCCGUUACCUGGAAUGGGUCCCCCACCUCCUCCUCCACCUCCUGGCAGUAUCACUAAAACCAAAGGACCAUCAAAGCCUAUGAUUAGUCCAAAAUCUCCGAUGAAACCAUUAUUUUGGCAGAGGCUACAAGUUCAUACUUUAAGACAGAGAGAAAAAAAAUUAAGUGAGUUACAGUUAUUUUGGGAAAAGGUUGAAGAACCGGUUGUUGAUAUGGAUGAAUUCGAUUCCAUGUUCUGUAAAUUACCCAUCGAACGGAAAACAAAAACAUCGACCACUAAAAAGAAGGCAAAAACGAAAGAGGUUGCCAAGGUGAUAGAUGCCAAGAGAUCACAAUCAGUAGGAAUAUUUCUAUCCAGUCUCCGUCUGGAAAUGGUGGAUAUAGAAAAUGCUAUUCUGAAUUUAGAUACCUCUGUGAUAGAACAAGAGAAGUUGAAAUCUAUUUACGAUAUGAGAGGAACAGAAGAAGAAAUUAAAAUGAUUACCAAAUAUUUGAGUAAAAAUCCUGAUGUUCAGUUAGAUAAACCAGAUCAGUUUCUGUAUGAUCUAACCCUGGUACCAGAUUUUGCCGAGAGAAUUUUCUGUUUUAUUUUUCAAAGUACAUUCCAAGAGGAGAUAUCUGUGAUAGAUACAAAACUAAAUAAUUUGAAAAUGACCUGUGAGGAAUUGAUAGAUGGUUUUGGAGUAAGAAGAAUAUUUGGUUUGAUAUUAACGUUUGGUAAUUAUAUGAAUGGAGGUAGCAGAACUCGUGGUCAAGCAGAUGGAUUUGGUUUAGAAAUUCUUCCCAAGAUACGAGAUGUGAAAGGCAAGGAUAAUCGUACGAGUUUACUUCAAUAUGUUGUAUUAAAAUAUAUCCAACGCUAUGAACAAGAGGAAGCAGGAUCAGAGAGAGUGAAACUUCCACUACCAGAUCCUAGUGAUAUUAGUCAAGCUUCCUUAGUCAACUUUGAGGAUAUCAGAAAAGAUCUGAAAAGAAUUAAAAAGGAUUUUGAAUCUGCUGAAAAACGGGCUGAGAAAGUUUUACAAUCCUCGGCUUCAAAAAAUUGUCAAGAACCAUUUCAUAAAGUCAUGUCUACAUUCUUUAUUAAAGGUAAACAAGACUGUAAAGAACUGGAAGAUCUGAUAGAUGAAAGUUAUAAAAAAUUUGAAGAAACUGUGAUAUAUUUUUGUGUAAAACCUAAAAGUGGAGAAAAGGAAGUAACUGCUGGUUAUUUUUUCUCGUUUUGGUCAAGUUUUUGUAAAGAUUUUAAAGAUUGUUGGAAAAAAGAACAACAAAAAAUCAUCAAAGAAAGAAUAAAAGAAGCCCAGAAUCAUGUAAAGAGAUUGAAAGACGAUAAGAAAGUUAUUUUAUCUCAGACCAGAUCUAGGAAAGCAGGAGGACUGAAAGACAGAUUGGCUAAAUCUGGAAUGUUUUAAGAAUCUGCUGUCUUUUAAUGUAUGUUGAAGUGUCUGAAAAGUUCUGUUUUAUGCAUUUUUAUAGUCCAUAUUUAAUAGAUAUUUACUAACUAUAUGUACAUCUUAUAUAUCUGAUAUAUAAUGUUAUGCUAGGUUCACACUAUCACGAUUCGUGGCUUUAAUCGUGGAGUAAUUGUGAUGAUCCUAUCAGAUCUUAUCAUAUAUUGAGGUCAGUCGUAAAAAUCGUUUUUAAUUGUAUUGAAACGUACCAGAUUGUGGACUCAAUAGGUACAAUCCUAUCGUAACACAUCGCAUGACAGUAGGAACCUAGCAUAAUAGAAAUGUAACGCUUCUAAUGUAAUAACAUGUAUCCAGUAGGGGACACAGUAUUUCUAGUUAGGGUUAGGGCUAGGGUGUCAAUAGUGAUCUGAAUAUAACAUUGAAAUUCAUCCGCCGCAACACCCCGACCAACAAAAAGCACAAUUUUAGAUGAGGGGAAUGCAGGCCCCUAGGGCCCCCAUCUGUAUCUGUCACUGCAUGUAUUAGUUAGGGUUGUACAAGUAUACUUGCCGUAAUACAAUAAGCCACACAUGUCAUCUAGUGUAAUGACAGGUGAAUCCCCCUCUACAAAUGUUUGUCCUUAUAUGGACAUGUACAUCUAAUAUUUAGAUGUUAUAUAUAUGGUUGUUAUAUAUACAUGUAUUAAAGUAGAUAAAGUACAAGUACUUCUAUAUUUACGGUAGAUAAAUUAAUAAAAAAUAUGUCCAGGUAAAAAAUUCACCACUUUACUUCAUUCUAACAUACAUUAAAUCUUAUAAACUAGCUGUCUUCCUUCUAUAGGUGUCUUCAUAUUUUAAAGAUACAUUAUGGGAGAUUAGAUAAAGAUCUGGUAGUUCUCACUAUAAUAGUUCAAAACUACAUAAUGUAAAGGGAAUUUGCUGAAAUUUCAUUCAAAUUGAUCCACAAUGAAGCGGGAAUUUACCGAUUCAAUUUUGGGCCUAGCCUCGAUCAUCAUUACGGUACUCUACUAAAGUUGGUACGAUAAAAAAAACAUAGUCUCGAUUAUCCACUGUUUGAUUUAAUCAAAAGCAGCAGACCGGGUUUGAAUCCAGUAAAUAUCGCAGACUAGCGAUGGCAUCGAGAGUUGAUUAUGGUCUGGAUAAGUUAAUUAAUGUCUAAUUAAUAAUUUAGAUAACAUUUCAGGCCUAAAGAAAGACCUGUAAUCGGCAGAUUUAGCUCUUGCAUAAUGUAUGUUUAAUAAUGUAUACAAAAAUUUAAAAUUGAACCAUACAUAUAUAUGCAUAUAGAUAUACAACUAUCUGGAUUACACUCAGAUCUUAUAUGGACAUCUACACCUGUGUUCAAGUAUGCCCAGGCUGACUUACAUCACCUGACAGAUUGACUUACAUCACCUGACAGGUUGACUUGCAUCACCUGACAAUUUGACUUACAUCACCUGACAAUUUGACUUCCUCACAGUGACUUACAACUCCUGACGGUUUGACUUAAAACACCUGACAGUGACAAUGUACCUCACAUACAGAUUUAGAUUACUUUUCUUAAUUUAAUUGCGUUCACAAAUCUAGACACUACCAUAGAUGGCCAUAUGGUUAGUGCUUUGUGUUAUAAGGUCUGUGAUUGAGUCAACUGGCAAGGUUUCGAUGUCCCGGUUGUGCGUGACAAGGAGUAGGGUCACCUGUCCAACCUCGUGGGUUUCUCCGGGUCCACCAGUUUCCUCCCACUGCUAAAGAACCUCACACUAACUAUAUCCAAGGAGCAUAAAAAAUCUUAAUCAGGCUCUAAUAUUUGUAUCUUUUCCAGAAUUAUAUUUAUUAUUUUUAUAUAGUUAUAUGUUUACAACAUUCCCCCAAUAUUAAAAUCAAACUAUGUUUAUUUACAUUCAAACUGUUGUUUUGUUUGGGAUUUCUCAUCUUAAAGAAGAAAAAUACCCUUGACUUACUGUAAAAUAUAAUGUUGAGUAAGAUCAAAAGAUAUUGUUGACUUGCAUUAAAAUAUAAUGCUGACUUAAGUUAAGGUUAAAAUGUAAUGUUGAUUUAAGGUAAAAUGUAAUUUUGACUGUAAAAAUUUAAGGUAAAAUGUAAUUUUGACUGUAAAAAUGUAAUGUUGAUUUAAGGUCAAAUGUAAUUUUGACUAGAAAUGUAAUGUUGAUUUCAGUUAAAAUAUAAUUUUUACUGUAAUCAAAAAAUAUUACUAACUAAAGUUUUUGUAGAAGCCAAAAUGCGAUUUUGACUCCUGGUAGAAUUAAAUGCGGAAUAAGACCAGAAAAUAAUUUGGACUGCAGUCACAAAAAAUAUAACGUUGACUUAAACUGAUGUUCUGGGGGAUCGGGUAUUAGUAAUGAUGAAACAAAGUUAGCUGUUCACCACAUUAUUUACAUCGACUAUGAAUUGGGGAUCACGUGGCUAAGUGGGUAAGACGCUGGCUUGCUAGCCCGAAGGUUGGGUGUUCGAUCCCUGCAUUGGCUGAGAAAGUUCAUCCAGAUUUUCCAGCGUGGUUUCCCCUUGUCAGUGAUGCAGGAUGGAGGACCUGACAAGGACAGCUGUCUAGUCUUUCGGAUGGGAUGAAAAACCAAGGUCCUGUGUACACAUUGGCAUGCAUGUAAAAAGAUCCCUUGGAAGUUGGAAUUCGAUAUAAGAGUAGGCCGUAGUGCCGAUGCCCGGGCAAAAUUUCCCUCAUAGCACACUGUAUGGUGUAUGCCCUUCUUCAUUAGCCCAGGUUAGGAACAGAACUGUAGGACGUUAAACCCCAUUUCAUUUCAUUUAAUACCUGGAAUUUUUCAUUUUUGAAAAUAAUCAAAAUGGUCACCCUUUUCAUCAAUAAACAUUCCUUAAUGUAUUCACAUGUUCAAUGUAGGUCUGGAAAUAUUGUCGGUUGAUCAUAACAAAAUGUCAGGAAAUAAUUAUGUUGUACCUGGCGUUUGUAACUUUGUCAUGGACAUUUAGUAUAAACAUCAAUAAAAUUACUGAGACAAUGACAGACUACCAUAUAAUUAUACCGGACAAAGUUUGAUUUUCUGCCCGACAUUAUUUCUAGCCCAGGGGCCUGUUUCACGAAAUUUUAACUAAGAUAAAAUCCAAAUUUUAGUAAUUUGAUUGGAUAAUAUUAGAUUGAUUUUAGUGCUUAGCCAAUCAAAAUUAAAGUAUCUACUAAAAUUUGGAUUUAAUCCUUAGUUAAGAUUUUGAGAAACAGGGCCUUGGAGCAAAGGUUGUGUCCAAAGGUUGUUUCGUAUGAUCUUUAGUUAUUUUAAAAUAUAGAUCUUCAAUUGUUUAAAUAUACAAUGUUAUUAUGUAGUAAAUUAUAUAUAUAUAUAUAACUGCUUGUAUUUAUUUUAUAGUUAUUAUGUUUUAUACUGUAAAUAAAUACAUAUACAGCACAGA